UGCCGCUAGAGCUGCGCAGAAGGCUGAAGCGGACAGUCAGUCAGACGGCCGGCGGCCCCAGGGCUUCGAGCAGCGAGCGCACUUCUCGUCGGGAUCCGAGCAUCGGUCAACAUGGGCAAAGGGUCGGGUCGGGAGUAUUCACCUGCCUCCACCUCCGAGAAUGGAGGCCGAAAGAAAAAGAAGGACAGGGACAUGGAUGAGCUCAAGAAAGAAGUGUCGCUGGAAGAACACAAGAUGUCACUGGACGAGCUGAGCAAGAAGUACAACGUGGACCUGUCGCGGGGCCUGUCGAAUACCAGGGCAGCGGAGAUUCUGGCCCGGGAUGGCCUCAACGCGCUCACUCCUCCUCCAACCACCCCAGAGUGGGUCAAGUUCUGCAGGCAGCUCUUUGGAGGAUUUUCCAUUUUGCUCUGGAUCGGUGCCAUCCUCUGCUUUCUCGCAUACAGCAUUCAGGCUGCGACAGAAGAUGAGCCUACCAAUGACAACUUGUACCUGGGAGUCGUGUUGGCCGCCGUCGUCAUCGUCACUGGCUGCUUCUCCUACUAUCAAGAAGCCAAAAGUUCAAAGAUCAUGGACUCCUUCAAGAACAUGGUGCCACAGCAAGCCCUUGUGAUCCGGGAAGGUGAAAAGAUUCAGAUCAAUGCCGAAUCCGUCGUCGUCGGGGACCUCGUGGAAAUCAAAGGUGGAGACAGGAUUCCGGCCGACCUACGGAUCAUAUCAUCUCAUGGCUGCAAGGUGGAUAAUUCCUCACUCACAGGGGAGUCUGAGCCUCAAACUCGAUCUCCAGAAUUCACUCACGAAAACCCUUUGGAAACGAGAAACAUCGCCUUUUUCUCAACCAACUGUGUGGAAGGCACCGCUCGAGGUAUCGUGAUCUCCACCGGUGAUCGUACAGUCAUGGGACGCAUUGCUACCCUGGCCUCGGGCCUUGAAGUCGGCCAGACCCCCAUCUCCCUGGAAAUCGAACAUUUCAUCCACAUCAUCACGGGUGUUGCCGUCUUCUUGGGCGUUUCCUUCUUCGUCCUGUCCCUCAUCCUUGGAUACUCCUGGCUUGAAGCGGUCAUCUUCCUCAUUGGGAUUAUUGUGGCCAACGUUCCAGAAGGCUUGUUAGCCACAGUGACAGUCUGCCUCACUCUGACCGCCAAACGCAUGGCGCGCAAGAACUGCUUGGUAAAGAACCUGGAAGCCGUUGAGACCCUGGGCUCGACUUCGACAAUUUGUUCUGAUAAGACUGGCACCCUUACCCAGAACAGAAUGACUGUGGCACACAUGUGGUUCGACAACCAGAUUCAUGAGGCUGACACCACCGAGGAUCAAUCAGGUGCCACAUUUGAUAAGAGCUCAUCCACCUGGACUGCGCUGUCCAAGAUCGCCGGCCUCUGUAACAGAGCUGUAUUUAAGCCUGGCCAGGAGAAUACCAUGAUUCUAAAGCGUGACACGGCUGGUGACGCCUCGGAGUCGGCCCUCCUGAAGUGCAUUGAGCUCUCAUGCGGAUCUGUGAAGAAGAUGAGAGAUAAGAAUCCCAAGGUGGCGGAGAUCCCCUUCAACUCCACCAACAAAUACCAGCUCUCGAUUCACGAGUCCGAAGCCCACCCCAAAGGCCAUCUGCUCGUCAUGAAAGGAGCUCCCGAGCGCAUUCUGGAUCGGUGUUCCACCAUCUUGUUUCACGGCAAGGAGAUUCCCCUGGAUGAUGAGAUGAAGGAGGCAUUCCAGAACGCCUAUUUGGAACUCGGAGGACUCGGAGAGCGGGUGCUAGGAUUCUGUCAUUACAUCCUCCCAGCAGACAAAUUCCCACGUGGAUUCAAGUUUGACACGGAUGACGUCAACUUCCCCCUCACCGACCUGUGCUUUGUAGGCCUGAUGUCUAUGAUUGAUCCGCCCAGAGCGGCGGUGCCCGAUGCCGUCGGCAAGUGUCGGAGUGCCGGGAUCAAGGUGAUCAUGGUGACAGGCGAUCAUCCAAUCACAGCUAAAGCCAUUGCUAAAGGGGUGGGGAUCAUCUCAGAGGGCAACGAGACCGUGGAAGACAUCGCCGCCCGCCUGAAUAUCCCGCUGAGUCAAGUCAACCCAAGGGACGCCAAAGCCUGCGUGGUCCAUGGUUCAGACCUGAAGGACAUGAGCAUCGAGUAUCUGGACGACAUCCUGCGCAACCACACCGAGAUCGUCUUCGCCCGCACGUCACCCCAACAGAAGCUGAUCAUCGUUGAGGGCUGCCAGAGGCAGGGUGCCAUUGUGGCUGUGACUGGUGAUGGUGUUAACGAUUCUCCAGCCUUGAAGAAGGCCGACAUCGGGGUGGCCAUGGGCAUCGCUGGAUCUGACGUUUCCAAGCAGGCUGCCGACAUGAUCCUGCUGGACGACAACUUUGCCUCCAUCGUGACUGGAGUGGAGGAAGGUCGACUGAUCUUUGACAACCUGAAGAAAUCCAUCGCUUACACUCUGACGAGUAACAUCCCGGAGAUCACGCCCUUCCUGCUCUUCAUUAUUGCCAACAUCCCGCUGCCUCUCGGGACUGUCACCAUCCUGUGUAUUGACUUGGGUACGGAUAUGGUGCCUGCCAUUUCACUUGCCUAUGAAGCGGCCGAGAGUGACAUCAUGAAACGACAGCCCCGCAAUCCCAAAACGGACAAACUGGUGAACGAGCGCCUCAUCAGCAUGGCAUACGGUCAGAUCGGUAAGUGACACAAACACGAAGGC
Polypterus senegalus (gray bichir) is the source of this 2691-nucleotide messenger RNA. Its product is annotated as sodium/potassium-transporting ATPase subunit alpha-2. Gene Ontology annotation, cellular component: membrane. Gene Ontology annotation, molecular function: P-type sodium:potassium-exchanging transporter activity; ATP binding; ATP hydrolysis activity. The transcript is spliced from 18 exons. Bases 112 to 2676 code for a protein of 854 amino acids. Gene Ontology annotation, biological process: sodium ion export across plasma membrane; potassium ion import across plasma membrane; proton transmembrane transport. The record is from RefSeq and is a predicted model, not a curated record. NCBI's taxonomy places the organism in Eukaryota, Metazoa, Chordata, Cladistia, Polypteriformes, Polypteridae.